This is a messenger RNA of Tribolium castaneum (red flour beetle), 1968 nucleotides long. Its product is annotated as glucose dehydrogenase [FAD, quinone]. Gene Ontology annotation, molecular function: flavin adenine dinucleotide binding; oxidoreductase activity, acting on CH-OH group of donors. The record is from RefSeq and is a predicted model, not a curated record. Lineage: Eukaryota; Metazoa; Arthropoda; Insecta; Coleoptera; Tenebrionidae.
AGUCAAUUUAUUCAUCUAUAUUGUUAGUAAAAUGUGGGCCACAUUAAGUGUGUUUAUUGCAAUACUGCCAAAAAUUAUCACCAGCGACCCGGCGAUAGAUUUUUACAAAAAAGUAAUAGACGAAAAUGUUGCCAAAGUUGAAAGUUACAAGUUGCCGGAAAACAAUGCCGAAUUUAUAAAUGGGUCAGAAGCUACAGAAGUCAAAGAUUUUGGUAAUUACGAUUUCAUCAUAAUUGGUGCUGGGUCUGCUGGUAGCGUUCUAGCCACCAGACUUUCGGAAAACGAAAACUGGAAAAUCCUGCUUUUGGAAGCAGGAGGCGAAGAAAAUGAUUUCAGCACGAUUCCAUCAAUGUGGGCUAACUUACAAAUGAGCGAAAUUAAUUGGGGCUAUCGUACUAUAUCGCAAAAAAAUUGCUGUCUUGGAAUGAAAAAUAGACAGUGUUUGGAACCCCGUGGCAAAGCAAUCGGUGGCAGUAGUACAAUAAACGCAAUAAUGUAUGUCAGAGGAAAUCCCGAGGAUUACAACGAGUGGGUCCGUCUAGGAAACCCUGGAUGGUCGUACGAAGAGGUUCUUCCCUAUUUUCUUAAAUCGGAAAAUUCUCAAGUUGAAGGCGAUCCAGGUUUCCAUGGAAAAGGUGGUCUUUGGAACAUUCAGUACUCUUUACCCCCAUCAGAAUUAUUUUCGAAUUUUUUACAAGCUAAUAAAGAAUUGGGUUUGGAAGCCGUUGAUUACAACGGCUAUCGUCAAUUCGGAGCGUCCAAAGCCCAAACAAACAUCAAACAUGGAAAAAGACAAAGUACCGGAACAGCUUUCCUAAAAUAUGCCCGCCAAAGACGUAACCUAAACGUCAUUACCAAUGCCUUAGUCACGGAAAUUGUAAUCGAUAAAAAAAACAAAAGUGCCGAAGGUGUUAUGUUUAUUAAAGACAAUCAAAAAUUCAGAGCAAACGCCAAUUUAGAAGUCAUAGUUUCAGCAGGCGCGUUUAAUUCGCCACAAUUAUUAAUGUUAUCAGGAAUCGGCCCAAAAGAACACUUGGAAGAACUGGGAAUUGAUCUAAUUGAAGAUUUGCCAGUUGGGCAAAACUUGCUCGAACACCCGAUGUUUUCAGGUUUAGCCUUCCGAACAAACUUUACAGUGACUGCUGAGAGUUUGGACGAACAACAAAAUCGAAAGUUUUUUGCAAGGCAAAGGUCCACUAUCGUCCAGCGUGAAGCCGUUGGUUUUAUGCCAGGUCCUGGAACUGUACCACCAAUUGAGUACAUAUUUCUUCCCCAAACUGGGACCCCAUCAGCCUUCGACAUGUUCAACUUCAAUCAGGAGUUGGAAAACUCUUAUCUGGCCAAAAUCAACUCAUCCACAGAUUUCAACAUUUUCGUUGUCUUGCUUCACCAAAAGUCCAAAGGACAAAUUCGGUUAAAAUCAAAAAACCCGACUGAUUUUCCCGAAAUUGAUCUCAACCUAUUUGAGGAACAGGAGGACGUGGACACUUUCAUCGAUGGAAUCAAUUUCGUUAUAAAGCUGACGGAAACACAAGCAUUUCGGGAUGUCAAUGCUACCCUUAUCGACAUUCCGAUUUGUCAAGAAUAUGAAAAGUAUUCGAGAGAUUUCUGGGAGUGUGCUAUUCGCCAUAUGAGUAUGACUUUGUAUCACCCGUGUGGGACAACAGCUAUGGGUCCGAAUGGUACCACUGCAGUCGUUGAUAAUCAAUUAAGGGUUCAUGGUAUUGAAAAAUUGAGAGUUGUGGAUGCUGGAGUUAUGCCAUCCACGGUGUCUGGGCAUUUAAAUGCGCCCACGGUUAUGAUAGCCGAAAAAAUUUCAGAUGUAAUCAAAGCUACUUAUAACUAAAAAUAAACUAACUUGUCGGCACACAUUUUGCCUUCCCUUCCAAGCUAUUUAUGACGUGUUAGUCGUUACUUCCUAUUUGUGUUAAAAAACAAGGCACACAAUUAAUAAAUAAUGAAAAAGUC